Messenger RNA from Atta colombica, 978 nucleotides. Its product is annotated as zinc finger protein 830. The record is from RefSeq and is a predicted model, not a curated record. Gene Ontology annotation, biological process: mitotic DNA damage checkpoint signaling; nuclear DNA replication; mitotic DNA replication checkpoint signaling. NCBI's taxonomy places the organism in Eukaryota, Metazoa, Arthropoda, Insecta, Hymenoptera, Formicidae. Gene Ontology annotation, molecular function: zinc ion binding; nucleic acid binding. Gene Ontology annotation, cellular component: spliceosomal complex; nucleus. The transcript has 4 exons. Bases 73 to 978 code for a protein of 301 amino acids.
AAAACAUAACCUACAAAUCAUUCGUUGUAUUUCGUAGUACGUGAUGAUAUAAUCGAGUGAAAAUUGGUGAAAAUGUCCUUAAAAAGAAAAUUGACGCAGGACGAUCUGCGUAAAGCGAUGAAUGAACACAAGAAGAAAUUCGGAAUCGUUAAAAAGAUCGACUCACCGUUGGCAAAAUAUUCAGAUUCAGGACAACUUAUGUGUAUUUUAUGUAAAUCAGUGGUACGGAAUGAAACAAUUUGGCCUGUUCACUUAAAUUCCAAGAUACACAAAGAUAAUGUUGCGUUAGCAAAAAAGACUAAACUAGAAACAGAAAGUACUGUAAAAACAUCUAAUGUUCAAACAUUCAAAAGGCCUCCAUCUCCAUCUCAAAAUACUUCCCCAAAUAAAAAGAUAAAAGGAAUAUUGAAAAAUUCUAGCCAGCCAGUGGUACAGGCCAAGUCAAAUUUACCAGCAGAUUUUUUUGAUGAUAAUUCAAAGAAAGGUAACAAUGCAUCUGUUCUAACGCAAAAGUUAAAGAGCAAAGAGAAAGAUUCCACAGUUAAUACUACGGAUGUACAACAUGUUGAAGAGGAAGAAAAAGAGAAAGAAAAAGAAAAAGUAAAGGAUACGAAUCAAGCUGUUCUUCCAGAAGGAUUUUUUGAUGAUCCAGUGAUGGAUGCUAAGGUUCGUAACGUUGAAUACAAAGACCCCAUUGAAGAAGAAUGGGAGAAAUUUCAAAAAGAAAUUAAGGAAGAAACUGCGCAAUCUGCACAAAUUAUAGCUGACGAUCAGGAGGAAGCAACAACAGAAAGACAAUUAGAUGAAAUUGAGGAACAAAUUAGGCAUUGGUCUAGGGUAAUGGAUCUCGCAAAAUGUAUGGAACAAGUGCAGGGUACCGAUAGAAAACAAGAAAAUAUUGAUGAUGAUGUAUCAAGUGGUGAUGAAGCCGAGUUCGACGAGUUUCUCGAUUGGCGAGCAAAGAAUUCGUAUAAAUAA